GUUGUAGAGCUUAAAUGAAAGGAGGAAGAGUCUCCUUUUGUGCAAUCACUACACCACUACCAUUACAGACCAUCAUAUGCGAACCAAAGAGAGUGUGAGAAAGAAAGAAAGAAAAGAGGAAGAAACCACUCUUCUGUGGCCUGGGUUAGGGUAAUAUGGAGGUCCGGAAGCCAAAUACGAAGUCAGAAUCGCCAUUGGAGGUUCGUAGAAGCUCAUGGGAGGCUCGUCGAAAAGUUGCGUCGGCGGCACCGGCGUCGUCGACUUCAACAAAACUCCAAAAGGCUGGUACCAUGACAAAGAGGACGAUCCCAGGAGCAUCCCAGUUUCGACGAAAUUAAAUUUGGAGGUCUGUAGAUACCUCGUCGGAGCUUCGCCGGAACGUCGCCGGAGUGUCGCCGGAUUCUGGAAAAAUAAACUUCAACAAAACUUCAAAAGAUGAAUAUGGUUGCGAAGAGGGCGAUCUCAGGAGCGUCACGGUGUCGACGAAAUCGAAUUCGGACGUCGGAUGAGGGAGAACCGAGUCUCCCAAGUUUGAGGAAGAAUAUGUCAACCAUCCAGGAUCGUGAGAACGAGGAGAAUAUUUUGAAACCAAGAUCUGGAAUUUCCAGAGCUUUCACAGAAUCGGAUUUCGUCAUAAAUAAGGUGUGUGGGCUUACGGUAAAAGGGAACCGGAAUUACGUGUUUAUUUCUAAAUACGCAUGAUUGAGUUGAUGAUUAAUGAUUAUGAUGGAUUUGUGAUUGGUUCAUGGUUGUGAUAUUGGAUGAAAUUAUUGAUGAAGCUAACUGAUUGUUAUGAUAAUAAUUAUUAUUAAUCUCGUAUUGGAAUUGUUGAUGUAUUUGGUGAACUCCGAAUAUUUUCCGAAAAGGUCUAUUGAGAUCAGAAUAAGGAAAGGAAAUUUGAGGAAUCUUGAGACGACAUUAGUCAUGAUAUAUUAUCAUGACAAUGAUUAUAGUGAUAAUAAUUGACUUUGCGGAAUUAAUUGAAGUUAUGACGAUAAAAGGGUGAAAUUGGGUAUUUAUAAAUUGGAUUAGUAUAUGAAAAGGAAUUCUGGUCAGAAUAAUUACAUCAAAGGAUUUGUGAUCUUUGUUGGAUUUUUUUGGAUGAAUGAAACCGGUUUCUACGUGGUUUCGUUACUAAAGGGAACGUAUUAUGAUUUUCAGAAUAGUGGUGAUUAAGAGAAAAUUAUUUAAACUAGAGUGUGAGUUCAAAGUGAUUACCAUGAGUAAUUUUAUCUUGGAUUUAAUUUGAUUUACGUUUUAUGAUUAAUUUUGAGAAAUGGUUAAUUGAGUAUUUAAUUGAAAUAUUGAAAAUAGUCUUAUUAAUGAAUCAUGACGAACUAUGAUUUAGUUUGUACUUUAAGAAAUAAUUAUUGAGAGAUGUGUUAUUAGGGGAGACCUUUUCAAAUGAACUUUGAUAAUCAUGAGAAUUAUAUAUAUGAGUAUGGUCCUUAGAAUGGUUUAAAGU
Molecule: messenger RNA, 1465 nt
Organism: Linum tenue
Lineage: Eukaryota; Viridiplantae; Streptophyta; Magnoliopsida; Malpighiales; Linaceae
Source: the annotation of a GenBank genome assembly